Telopea speciosissima is the source of this 4015-nucleotide messenger RNA. RefSeq names its product 5'-3' exoribonuclease 4-like. The record is from RefSeq and is a predicted model, not a curated record. Bases 44 to 4015 code for a protein of 1323 amino acids. NCBI's taxonomy places the organism in Eukaryota, Viridiplantae, Streptophyta, Magnoliopsida, Proteales, Proteaceae. Gene Ontology annotation, cellular component: nucleus. Gene Ontology annotation, biological process: nuclear-transcribed mRNA catabolic process. The transcript has 24 exons. Gene Ontology annotation, molecular function: 5'-3' RNA exonuclease activity; RNA binding.
CUGUCUCACCGAACUCUGAGAGGCUUGAGAAUUAGUAGCUCAAAUGGGAAUUCCUUCAUUCUAUAGAUGGCUUGUCCAAAAAUACCCGCGUUCAGUCUCAGAAGUCAUAGAAGAAGUUCCUCCCGUCGUUAAUGGAGUUCGUGUACCGAUUGAUACGAGCCUUCCGAAUCCGAAUGGUGUGGAAUUUGACAAUCUCUACCUCGACAUGAAUGGCAUUAUUCACCCCUGUUUCCAUCCAGAGGACCAGCCGGCACCGAAGACGUAUGAAGAGGUUUUCAAGAAUGUUUUUAAAUACAUUGAUCGCAUUUUCUCAAUUGUUCGACCGCGUAAACUUCUCUACAUGGCAGUUGAUGGUGUUGCACCACGGGCUAAGAUGAAUCAACAGCGUGCAAGGAGAUUCAGAGCUGCUAAAGAUGCGGCAGAUAAAGCUGCUGAGGCAGAAAGGCUGAAAACUAAGACAAUGGAUUCGAAUGUAAUCACACCCGGAACGGAAUUCAUGGCAUUACUGUCUUCGGCUCUUCAAUAUUACAUACACCUAAGAAUGAACACAGAUCCAGGGUGGCGGGGCAUCAAGGUCAUUCUUUCGGAUGCGAAUGUUCCCGGUGAGGGGGAGCACAAGAUUAUGUCUUACAUUCGCUUGCAAAGGAGCCUGCCAGGAUUUGACCCUAACACACGACAUUGUUUGUAUGGCUUAGAUGCAGACUUAAUCAUGCUUGCUUUGGCUACCCACGAAGUACACUUUUCGAUUCUGAGAGAGGAUGUCACUAAGUUUAGGGUAAAAGAUACGAAUGCAAAAAAUGGGAAGUGGUCAUCACAAAGGGAUCAGAAGAGACAGCGCAAGAAGUUGACGCAAUCGAAAGUGAAUAGUGUGAAUAUAAAUGAUGGCAUCUCGACACUGCAAUUCCAGUUCCUCAAUAUUUGGAUUCUCAGGGACUACUUGGAACAUGACAUAAAAAUACCAGAUCAAACCGUGAAGGCAGACUUUGAGCGUCUUAUUGAUGAUUUUGUUUUUAUGUGUUUGUUUGCUGGAAAUGAUUUUCUACCUCAUGUCCCGUCAUUGGAAAUCUCUGAGGGGGCGAUUGACCUGCUUAUGGCUGUCUAUAAAAGGGAAUUUGUACGAAUGGGAGGUUAUCUAACAAAUUCUUUUGAGGUAAAUCUUGAACGUGUGGAGCUCUACCUAAAAGCUGUGGGAUCCCAUGAGAGUGCAAUUUUUAGGAAACGCAGUCAGACACAGGAGGGAAAUAGGAAGCAUGGCAGAAGCAGCGACUCUUCUAAACUACCUCAUGCUAAGCGACUAAAGAACUCUGAGAGUUUAUUGUCCUCUUCUAAGGUUGAUAAGAAGAAGACUCCAAUCUCCAUCAGUAAGGAAACAUCUUACGACGCUAAUGCAGUGGUUGACAAGGUUAAACUGGGAGAUAAAGGAUGGAAAGAAAGGUUUUAUACUGAGAAGUUUGAAACAAAGACUAAAGAUGACCAGGAAAAAAUUCGAAGUCAUGCGGUUUUAAAAUAUAUUGAAGGAAUUUGCUGGGUCAUGCAUUAUUACUAUCAAGGAGUAUGCUCCUGGCAAUGGUUCUAUCCUUACCAUUAUGGUCCAUUUGCUUCGGAUUUUUAUGCUCUUGGUCAGUUGGAGAUCCAAUUCACACUUGGUGAACCCUUCAAGCCACUUAAUCAGUUAAUGAGCGUAUUGCCUGCCGCAAGUGCACAUGCACUGCCUUUGUUUUACAGGGUAUUGAUGACAGAUUCGUCAUCACCUAUUUCAGAUUUUUAUCCCACAGAUUUUGAGCUUGACAUGAAUGGAAAGCGAUUUGCAUGGCAGGCUGUCUGUAAAUUACCGUUUAUUAUGGAAUCUCGUCUUCUUGCUGAGACUGCAAAGGUGGAACACACCUUAACGGAUGAGGAAAAACAGAGAAACAGUUUGGGAAUGGAUAGGCUCUUUGUUCACAUUUCACAUCCUUUAACAGUGAAGAUCUUCUCACUUUGUGAACAAAAUAGAGAUCAUCCAGUGUUGACUAAUGCUGAAGUCGAACACAAAAUUGACCCAAAAUUGAGCAAUGGUAUGAACGGGUACAUAUAUAUUUCUGAUAAGCCAGUGUUGCCUCCUGAAAUCUAUUCACCAAUUGAGGACAUGGAGAUGAUCACAAAGAAUGAAACCAUUUUUGUUUUUUAUAAGUACCCCGCCUUUCAUCCUCACAUUCCAAGGCUACCAGAGGGGGUUAUGAUUCCUGUGAAGUCGAUCCGCAGCUGUGAUGUUUUCUCUACUCCAAUGUUAUGGCAUGAGAAGUUGGCUGCUUUUGGACGUAGAUUUUCUGAAAGACCCAUUCCAAAGUCCAUCUCAGGCCCUUGUCUGGCAAAAUCAGCCCGCCGGCUUGUAUCAGAGCAUUAUCUCAUGAAGCAGAGAACUGUGGGAUCAACAGAACCCGAGGGCCAUGUCACUGCUGAUGGCUCUGGCUGUCACGCUAGCUCCCAAGCGACAAUUUGCAAGAAAGAGCUUGAUGAUGGUAGGAAAAGUUGCUCAAGUGGAAGUAAACCACGAAAAGGAAAAUGGCCAAUGAAGCAGAACGGACUUGUGGGCUCUACAGAACUCAAAGGCCAUCUCACUACAUAUUCCUCGCAUCAGCCAAAUUCCAAAGAGACAGUUCGAGGUGAAAGAAGUCAGGAAACCAAUGUGCUUGUAUCAGAAUCUUAUCUUAUUGGGCGGCAACAAGUCAUGGGUCCUGCAGAAUCCAAUUCCCAUUUCACCACUGGCAGCUCGGCCUGUCAGCUUAAUUCCGAUGAGACAGUUUAUGAGAAAGAGGGUGAUGACAUUAAACAAAGUUGCAUAACUGGGAGUGAACCUCAUAAAAAGAAAAAGGUGAAGAAACACCGAAGCUCAAUUGCCAAUGGACUUCAAUCAGAAUCUUGUCCCAUGAAGCAGCAACAAGGCAUGGGAUCUACAGAACUCGAUGACUGCAUAACUAAAGAUCACUCCACAAGCCAGCAAAGCUUGAAAGAGACAGCUGAUGAGCAAGAGCCUGAUAAUGGUGAAAAAAGUUGCUUCAAUGUCAAUGCUAGGAAAGAGAGAGUUCAUGAGAAAGAGCUCAAUUGUGGUGAAGCAAGUUCUAUCAAACUAAGUAAAUCUCAGAAGAACCGACGAGCCAGGAAACGUUACAAGGAACUCCGAGUACUCCAAAGUCAAGGGGCAGAAGAAGCUAAUUGUGAUCAAAGUCGCACCAAUAUUGAUGUUGCCAUAGAUUGCUCCGUACAUAAGGCAAACUCUAAAGAGAGAAUUCUUGAGGAAAGGCCUGAACCUUGUGAACAAAGUUGCCUAAAUGGGAGUAGAUCUCUGAAAAGAAAGAGGGUGAAGAAGAAACACCAAAACUCAGUGGCCAAUGAAAUUGUAUCAGAAUCUUGUCCCAUAGGGCACCAAGUUGUCAUGGGGGCUGCAGAAUACGAUGGCACUACAGGUGGCUCUGUGUGUCAGCCGAAUUCCAAAGAGACAGUUAAUGAGAAAGAGCUCAAUCACGUUGAAGCAAGUUCUAUCAAACUAAAGACAGUUCAUGAGAAAGAGCUCAAUCACGUUGAAGCAAGUUCUAUCAAACUAAGUAAAUCUCAGAAGAACCGACGAGCUAGGAAACGUUGCAAGGAACUCCGAGUACUCCAAAGUCAAGGGGCAGAAGAAGCUAAUUGUGAUCAAAGUCACACCAAUAUUGAUGUUGCCAUGGAUUGCUCCAUACAUCAGGCAAGCUCUAAAGGGACAGUUCUUGAGAAAAGACCUGAACCUUGUGAGCAAAGUUGCCUAAAUGGGAGUAGAUCUCCGAAAAGAAAGAGGGUGAAGAAGAAACGCCAAAACACAAUGGGCAAUGAAAUUGUUUCAGAAUCUUGUCCCAUAGGGCACCAAGUUGUCAUGGGGGCUGCAGAACUCAAUGGCUAUGUCGCUACACGUGGCUCUUUGUGUCGGCCAAAUUCCGAAAAGACAGUUAACGAGAAAGAGCUCAAUCAUGGUGAAGCAAGUUCUAUCAAAGUAAGUAGAUCUUAG